Paraglomus occultum is the source of this 2181-nucleotide messenger RNA. NCBI's taxonomy places the organism in Eukaryota, Fungi, Glomeromycota, Glomeromycetes, Paraglomerales, Paraglomeraceae. The record is from the annotation of a GenBank genome assembly.
AUGUCACCGCCACCUCAAGAUUACAUGUACGAUCAACCGGCAUCAACGACCAGCGCUUCCCAGCCACGUCCACCGACUUAUAACGGUUACGAUCAAUCUGCUACGAAUCACACCAAUGUACGACCCGCAAACGGAAUCUCUGUAAAUACGACAAAUCUACCACUUAGCACUCCAAAAAUCCUUAACACCAUCAGUCACGAAUGGGGAAAGAUCUUAUGUGUAGCCGAUGUGCGGGGAAACAUCUCGCAAUUUAAUGUUCUCGCCGAGCAAACUGGCGCGACAGCUAUAAUUCACUCUGGAGAUUUUUAUUUUUAUGAGACCUCAAGUUUAGAAAGAAUCAGCGAUAGAACACUUCGUCACAUAAUAUUAUAUUCUACACUAAUACAAGCCCCACUUCGUGCCCAACUCGCAAACUCCACCGACGAGGAAGUUCGUCGUCAGAUUAGGGAAAGUGAAGAGCCACUAUUAUCUGAAUUUCCCAAAUUUCUCGACGGUUCCUGUCAACUGAAUGUCCCUGUCUACACUGUCUGGGGAGCAUGCGAGGAUGUAAGAGUAUUGGAGAAGUUUCGGAUGAAAGAAUAUGAAAUUCGAAACUUAUUUAUUCUUGACGAGAGUACUUCAUAUUUAAUCGAUGUGGGAAACGUGAAUCUGAGAUUGUACGGGUUAGGGGGAGCUGUUGUACCGCAUAAGCUGUUCGAUAAUGGGGAAGGGAUUGGUACGAUCGCAGGUGGAGCAGGUACUAUGUGGACUACUAUCCUGCAAAUUGGUGAACUCGUCGACACUGCCCAAAGGAAUUAUGAUCCCACCGAAACGAGAGUAUUAGUCACUCAUGCAAGUCCCGGACGAUAUGGGCUGUUAACCCAAUUGGCGAUAUCGCUUAGGGCUGACUUCACUAUCUCAGCUGGUCUUCAUUUCCGCUAUGGAAUUUCAUAUAACGAGUUCUCCGUACAAAGUGAUCAGGAAAGUUUCAGAACAAAAUUAGAAAACUCGAAAAGAACAUUUUUUGAAACGUACCAGACUAUUAAGUCACAAGUCGAAGCCAAAAUUGAUGCCUCACAAAAAAAUUUGUUGGACAACGCCUUGGGCGUUAUUAACCGUGUACCUACAGCCGAUAGAGACAAGGAAGAGCCGGCAUUCAAGAAUAUGUGGAAUUUUAAUCUGUCGGAUGCUGCUUUUGGAUACGUGUUACUGGAAGUCAACAACGGCCGAAUAUCAGCGGAGACUAAAGCUCAAGGUUUCAAUUUCACCUAUCGCCGGACCAACGGUCAAAUUGGUGCAAAUUCGCGGACUCAUGCCACACCACAAACUCCAUCAAGCCCUAACCCAUCGUCUCCUGUACUUACUCGUCAAGCUCAUUGGCAGCGAAAUACCGCAUCUCCUGGGUUGCGACCCCAACACUCAGCUAAUCGCGAUCCAUCACCAUUACGUUCGUCUUCACCGUUGACAAUGGGUAGCGGCGGAGCGAGUGCCACCGGUGCUGGUAGUAACGCCAGGAACACGAAUACGAGUGAUAACGUCGAUAGAGGUGACGUUACUGACUACACCACAAACUCAACGUCAGUCGGAAUUGCUACUUGGACUGAAUCUUCGGUUGACGUCGGACAACAGAGAACUAUAGUAGAAAGCAGCUCACAAUCGUACCCACUCGGCGAAUAUAAACCUGGCGAUUCAGCACCCUACGAUGUGACUCAUCAGACGUGGGCUGAUCAGACUACCAACGAACUCGCAAGAGAAGAUGGAUAUGGUAGUAUGAUGAAGGGGAACGAUGACCGGGAUACAGACGGACAAGGACAACACGAUGAGGACGACAGGACAGAGUCAGGACGAUCGAGCUCUUACGGAAACCGUGAAGGACAAGGGAACAGAUAUGAAAACAGAGGUUGUACAGUAUACGUCGCAAAAAUAGCACCCGAAACGACUGAAGAGGAAUUAAGAGAAUUCUUUGGUGGUGAUGCAGCGGGGGUUGAAAAGAUCACUUUUGCGGACAUGAAUAAUCCACGAAGGAAAGACUCUGCGUACGUUGAUUUCGUAGAUAAGGAGUCAUACGAGCGUGCACUUCAGCUUGAUGGACAGAGUUUAGGAGGCAAUGAGCUAACUGUAAACCCAAAGAGAUAUUACCCAAAUAAUAGAAACGGUUAUGGCGGCGGACGACGUCCUGGGGGUCACCGAAAGAAGGAUUGA